Messenger RNA from Thamnophis sirtalis, 1924 nucleotides. It is a transcript of the gene KCNF1, whose product is annotated as potassium voltage-gated channel modifier subfamily F member 1. Gene Ontology annotation, biological process: action potential; potassium ion transmembrane transport; protein homooligomerization. Gene Ontology annotation, cellular component: membrane; voltage-gated potassium channel complex. Gene Ontology annotation, molecular function: voltage-gated potassium channel activity. The record is from RefSeq and is a predicted model, not a curated record. Lineage: Eukaryota; Metazoa; Chordata; Lepidosauria; Squamata; Natricidae.
CAAAAGAAGGUUGCUCUCUGACUCAGAAGCAGCCAGAUGAUCUGCCCCCUUUAAACGAAGCUCGUUCGCCCACUUCCACAAGGCUUCCUCGCCACCUGCAGAUAGAUUUGGGUCUCCCCUAUCCUAGCCCUGCUGAAAGUCGUUGGAGUUCAGAGUGGCUGAGACACAGCCAGCGUUGGCUCUUUGCAAAAUCACUCAAGGUUUGUCCAAGGGAAGAAGAAGCUGUUGGGAACACAGCUGCAAGAAUUCUUUUUAAAAGAAUGACUGAGGAUGUUAGUCUACAGGAGCCGGACAGCCACAAGUCAGAAAACAGUGAAGAGAUGGAGAUUAUUGUUAAUGUUGGAGGAGUAAGGCAGGUGCUGUAUGGGAACCAUCUGAACCAGUACCCCGACACGAGGCUAGCAGAGCUGGUGAACUGUUUAUCGGGAGGUUACGACACGAUUUUCUCGCUGUGUGACGACUACGAUCCUGGGGCCAGAGAGUUUUACUUCGACCGAGAUCCAGAUGCUUUUAAAUGCAUCAUCGAGGUUUAUGACUUUGGGGAGGUUCACAUGAAGAAAGGCAUCUGCCCCAUUUGUUUCAAAAACGAAAUGGAGUUUUGGAAAGUGGACCUGAAAUUCCUGGACGACUGCUGCAAGGCGCACCUGAGCGAGAAAAAGGAAGAACUCGAAGAGAUUGCCCGUCGGGUCCAGUUGAUCUUGGAUGACUUGGGGAUGGACUCCUCCGAAAACAGCUGGGCAAAGUGCAAGAAGUGUAUCUGGAAGUUCCUGGAGAAACCGGAGUCAUCCUACCCGGCUCGUGUUGUCGCCGUCACAUCUUUCCUCCUCAUCUUGACCUCAUCUGUGGUGAUGUGUGUGGGAACCAUCCCGGAACUGCAGGUUCUGGACUCUGAAGGUAAAUCCGUCGAGCACCCAGUUCUGGAUAAGAUUGAAACCGCUUGUAUUGUCUGGUUCACUCUUGAGUAUGUCCUCAGGCUCAUCUCGUCUCCUAAUAAGCUGCACUUCGCUUUUUCGUUCAUGAACAUCAUCGACAUCUUUGCCAUCCUCCCUUUCUACAUCAGCCUCAUCCUGACCCAUUUGGGCACCAAAUUGAUGGAGCUAACCAAUGUACAGCAAGCUGUCCAAGCGCUCCGGAUCAUGAGGGUGGCCAGGAUUUUCAAACUGGCACGCCACUCCUCAGGACUACAGACCUUGACCUAUGCGCUUAAGAGGAGCUUUAAGGAAUUGGGGCUCCUCCUGAUGUAUCUAGCGGUUGGGAUCUUUGUGUUUUCUGCCCUGGGUUACACAGUGGAGCAAAGCCACCCUGAAACACUGUUUAAGAGCAUCCCUCAGUCCUUCUGGUGGGCAAUCAUCACCAUGACCACGGUGGGUUACGGAGACAUCUACCCAAAGACAGUGCUGGGGAAACUCAAUGCCGCUAUCAGUUUCCUUUGCGGGGUCAUUGCCAUUGCCUUGCCCAUCCACCCCAUCAUUAACAACUUUGUGAGAUACUACAACAAGCAGAGAGUGCUAGAGACAGCUGCCAAGCAUGAGUUAGAACUGAUGGAGCUGAAUGCGGGGGACCAAAAAGGCAGCGUUUCCCACGAUAAGCCAGCACACCUUCUGGGGAAUGGAAACGAACAUUCCCGAUGGAGCAGACACCAGAAAUUCUCCCACAGUGACCCCUUCAUUCACCUCCUGUCAGACGACAACUAUUAUCGAACCAGGCUUCAGAGUUGCAAGUAAUCUGCCUCCAUUCAGAAGUCUGGAAUAAAAGAGAAAGAAUAGAGAGGACUCCUUUGAGGUCAGACUUCGUUUUCCCACGGGCUUAAAAACACGCAAAUGUCUCAGUGUCUCCACUUUCUUUUGGUAAGUCAUGGGUUAGAGAAACCGAAGAGUGCAGAGAAUGUAUAGUCAGCCCUGCCGACGCAGGCUGCCACUUCAGA